Messenger RNA from Vollenhovia emeryi, 1757 nucleotides. Its product is annotated as coiled-coil domain-containing protein 186. Bases 339 to 1394 code for a protein of 351 amino acids. NCBI's taxonomy places the organism in Eukaryota, Metazoa, Arthropoda, Insecta, Hymenoptera, Formicidae. The record is from RefSeq and is a predicted model, not a curated record. The transcript has 6 exons.
AAUAUCGAAUGAUGGAAUAUUGCGUGAAGAUCGCAGUGGUCGUCGAGGAUGUUGAAUUUAACUUUUCUUAAUACCCGAUCAGGAUCAAUCGGGUCCCAGUGAGAAAUGAGUCGUCGAUCGAUGUCGAUUCGAUCGACGAAUCAUUUCUCACUGGGAUGUAGUCAGUUGAGUCUAUGGAGUGAAUGAAUGGCAGAAUUAAUAUUCGUACAUAAAAUUUUGUUACGGACUUAGGAAAUAUGUGAGAAAUUACAAGCUUCAGCUUUACAUUCAUAUAAUACUAAGUAUAUAUCGUUGGAAUAUUGAAGAAUGAUUAUGAAAGCGCGAUCUAAUCCGAGAGCAUGCCGUUUAGAUCGGAGAGCGGUUCGUCCGCCAGUCGUCUCGACGAAAUCGCCGACAGGACCAAGGACAUCUUGGCAAACGGCGGAAGCGGCAGAUCCUGGACGGACGCUACGCCGUCCUCGGAGUCCGAGCAGGGCGAGGCUACCGGUUUGACGGAGGAUCCGACAAUCAGGGCGGCAAAUGUGGUGUGCCACGUUCUGGUACUGAACGCAUGGCGACGCAGACGCGCCGAGAUCGCGCAGUUGGAGCAACAGGUGGAACACCUGCACUUGCAGAUCGAGUUCCUGCGCCGGUUGCUGCUCGCCGAGAGCGACCGAGUCGGCAGGCUGAACGGCGAGCUGCAUCGGGAGAAGGCGCAGCUCGAGGAGGCGACGCGCGAGCGCGACGCCGCGAGAUCGGAAAAAGAAAAGCUGGAGACUGAGCUAAAGCGCGCUGAGGAGGUCUCCCAGGAGCGAUCGGUCACUGUGGGAAACUUGAAGAACGAGCUCUUGACCGUGCAGGAUCAGCUAAAAGCACUCGACGCGCAAAUGGCGAAGGACCGAGAGAAACUUUUGAAGUUACGCGAGGAUAAGCGGAUUCUCCUGGAUAAAGUAUCAGCCAGCGAAGCACUAGUGACGGAACGUGGCGUUCGGGCGGAAAAAGCGGAAUCUGCCGUCGAGAAAUUGCAGUUGCGAUUAGUGGCACAGAUAUCUCUCGCAGAGUCUACGCAGGAACAGCUCCAGCGUACUUCCAGGGAGCUGCAGACUGCGGCGGCCGAGAGGCAGAGACUGGAAAAACGUUUGAAAGCUAGCGAAAAUAAUGCGAAGACUCUGAGUUUACGCGCGAUUGCCCUGGAGAGCCAGUUGGCUGAUCGAGAGGUUGAACUUCGCCGUGUUGAAAUGGAAUAUCACUCGCAAAUGGCGGAAUUAAAUGAGCUGAAAGAACAAUUGCUACGACAAUCUCAAGAGAGUGGCUGGAGCAGUCGGAUAUUGCAGAUUGCUGGAAGCUUCAUGCGCGUGUCAAUCCUACGGACGUUUGCGUUUCUAUCCAGUGCCACUCUGCCGUUGCCGCCGUAGAUAAAGCGCUUAAGCGUGAUCGCAAUUCUCCGAGACGUGGGGCCUGGAUAGCCGAUUUUAAUCGGAGAAAACCGAAUCGAAGGUUCGUUUGGUACGAACGUCUUCCGGUCGUGAAGAAAAGAGAGUAUUGUAUGAUCGGAAAUGACAGAUUGGAUACUGGCAAGAACCAGGCAGUCGCGGGAUAGUCGAGAAAUUGACAAGCAUUAACAUUUCAUAUUACAUUUAAAAUACAUUGCAAUUUUUUUUUUAGCCAGUAUUUAAUUUUUGAGGAGUAGAGAUUUUACAUAUACACUCGACAUACCCUGCGCGCGCAUACGUACUGUGGAUAAAACAAGCAAUUUUAUUAUAUGUCGUAUAGAUAUU